UGGCUGUCAGGAUCCUGUGGAGGUGUGUGUGUGUGUGUGUGUGUGUGUGUGUGUGUACUGCACACCGCAGAGAGCGUGUGCAUGAACGUGUGAACAGAUUUAGAAGUGAAGUGGCAGUUUCCUUUUUGUUCUUCUGAGAGGAAGUGUGUUUUCUCGCUGGGAAGAAAAGACACGAUGAUGAUGGUUAUAAAGACGUUAAAGAUGAUGAUGGGUGUCCCUCGACCUCCCCGAGCUCAGGUGAGCCCCGGGCUCCAGACUGAGUGCUAGCCAUGCUGCGGCAGGUUGAGCCAUCGUCCAGCACCCUGCAGCUGGUUGCCAGUGAUAUGAGCGACAUCAUGGACAAUCUGGACACCCGCGAUCUCGAUUUAGGCGAUGGAGAUUAUGACACGACAGACACCAAUGCACCUGAGGGUUUGCCUUUCAAAGAGAUUUACAACACAGUGGGUUUCAAGGAGACAGAGGCCAAAGUCUACCUGUCCUCUCCCAUCACCGUCAAAAUCCUGGAGGUGGAGCGUUUCACCUCAGUUCAGGACCGCUUCAACCUCACCACACAGAGGAGCGUCAACAAGUCAAUGCCGGCUGUGUAUAAAAUUGAGAUGAAACACGGAGAGUUUACAUGGUUGGUGAAGAGGAAGGAGAAGCACUUCAUCGAUCUCCACAGAGAACUGAGAACAUACAAGACCUUCAUGAAGAUUCCACUUCCACGCAGUCACACGGUGAAGAGGAACAUACCGUUGAGGAGUGAGGUGAGCCAGAUACCAGAACUCCCCAGAGGAGGCGAUGGCGAACUGGACAGAGGAGUUUCCAGUCGAAGGAAACAACUGGAAGAUUACUUGAAUACUGUGCUAGCGAUGCCGAUGUAUAGGAACUACCAUGCUACAAUGGAGUUCAUUGAUGUUAGUCAAAUGUCUUUCAUUCACGACCUGGGACCAAAAGGACUAGAGGGAAUGGUGCUGAAGAGAUCCGGUGGCCAUCGGAUCCCCGGCAUGAACUGCUGUGGUCGCAGCAGAAUGUGCUACCGCUGGUCCAAACGCUGGUUGGUGGUGAAGGACUCGUUUCUGCUGUACAUGAAGAUGGAUUCAGGCGCCAUCUCCUUUGUAAUGCUGUUUGACAAAGAGUUUGGCAUCAAGAUGGACUCCAAGGACACGGACACCAAACACGGCGUCCGUGUGGACAGUCUCUCCAGGUCUUUGGUGCUCAAGUGCAACAGCUACAGACAUGCCCGCUGGUGGGGUCAGUCCAUUGAAGGCUUUGUCCAGAAGUAUGGCUCAGCCUUCCUCAAAGAUCACCGCUUUGGAUCUUUCGCCAGAGUGGAAGUGAACAUCCCUGCCAAAUGGUACGUGAACGGGAAAACAUACAUGGAGGAUGUGGCCAAUGCUCUCGAAGAAGCCAAGGAGGAAAUCUUUAUCACUGACUGGUGGCUGAGUCCAGAGAUCUUUUUGAAAAGGCCAGUUGUUGAAGGAAACCGAUGGCGUCUCGACUGCAUACUGAAACGCAAAGCGCAACAAGGAGUUCGAAUCUUUGUGAUGCUCUACAAGGAGGUGGAGUUAGCUCUGGGCAUAAACUCAGGAUACAGCAAGAGAACGCUGCUGCGCCUCCACCCCAACAUCAAGGUGAUGCGCCACCCAGACCACGUCUCCUCCGCUGUGUACCUGUGGGCGCAUCAUGAGAAGAUCAUCGUCAUUGAUCAGUCGGUGGCCUUUGUGGGUGGGAUUGACCUUGCUUAUGGACGUUGGGAUGACAGGGAACACCGGCUCACCGAUGUUGGGAGUGUGACGCUCUCUCACUUGGAGCAGGCUGCAGCUGCCUCUCCCAGCAUGGCUGCCCAAGCCAACGGCAGUAGUACGGUUUCCCAGAGCAACGGAAAAGGCGUAUUCACUGUGGCAGACUCGAUGGACCAGCCAAGGCUAAAGAGUCACGGGAGGUUGAGGAGGACCAGGAUGAGCAUCAGAAGACACCUGCAGAAACACGGGCUGGCCCAUCCCGAUAGCGACAGCGACCUGGAGCCCGAAGAGUCCUCUGACCCAGUGCAAAAUGAGCCUGCGGGGGUCGGAGAGUUGCAUGGGAACACGCGAUUCUGGCACGGGAAAGACUACUGCAACUUUGUGCACAAGGACUGGAUUCAGCUAGAUAAGCCUUUCGAUGAUUUCAUAGACAGGCACAAAACUCCCAGAAUGCCUUGGCAUGACAUUGCCUCAGUGGUUCAUGGGAAAGCAGCUCGGGAUGUGGCCAGACACUUCAUCCAGCGGUGGAAUUUCACUAAGCUUGUGAAGCCAAAGUACCGCUCCCUGUCAUACCCAUAUCUGCUGCCCAAGUCUCACACCACUGCUGGAGAACAGCGAUACCAAGUCCCCAACUGCAUCCCCACCAAAGUACAGAUCCUGCGCUCAGCUUCAGAUUGGUCUGCUGGCAUCAAAUACCAUGAAGAGUCCAUCCACAAUGCCUACGUCCACGUCAUCAAGAACAGCCAGCACUUCAUCUACAUAGAGAAUCAGUUCUUCAUCAGCUGUGCCGACAACAAAUAUGUUUUCAACCAGAUAGGAGACGCGAUUGCAGAGCGCAUCAUUCGGGCGUACAGGGAGGGUAAAAAGUAUCGCGUUUACGUGGUGACGCCGCUGUUGCCGGGCUUUGAAGGAGACAUCAACACCGGAGGCGGCAGCGCCAUCCAGGCUGUCAUGCACUUCAACUACAGGACCAUGAACAGAGGAGACCACUCCAUCAUUUCCCAGCUCAAGAGAGAGAUGGGAGAUAACUGGAUAAACUACAUCUCCAUCGCUGGUCUGAGGACUCACACUGAUCUGGAGGGGAAGCUCGUCACUGAGCUCAUCUAUGUCCACAGCAAGAUGCUCAUCGCGGACGACAACACCGUCAUCAUCGGUUCUGCCAACAUCAACGACCGGAGCAUGCUGGGAAAGCGGGACAGCGAGGUGGCGGUGAUCGUGGAGGACUCGGAGAUGGUGGACUCGGUGAUGGACGGAGAGCCGUACAAGGCGGGAAAAUACGCCCUGCAGCUCCGGCUCGAGUGCUUCAAGACGAUCCUCGGCACUUACACAGAUCCCACCAUCGAUGUUUCGGAUCCAAUCAGCGAUCACUUCUACAAGGAGGUCUGGAUGUCCACCAGCGCUCGCAACGCCUCCAUCUACCAGAGGGUUUUCCGCUGUCUGCCAUCCAGCGACGUCCGUAACAUAAUGGAGUUGGAGGGCUACCUGGCCAAGGCUGGCCUGGACAAAGAGGACCCGGCUCGGGCUCAGGAGGAGCUGAAGAAGAUCCGUGGCUUCCUCGUUCAGUUUCCUCUUCAGUUCCUGUCUGAACAAAACCUGCUUCCACCCAUCGGCUCCAAGGAGGCUAUGGUGCCGAUGGAGGUCUGGACCUGAGGCAGAGGGGGGCUUGUCUGUGUUCGUUGAGUGGAAGGUGGAUAGAAAACACUCUGACGCUAUUCUGGAGGUCUGACGGGACUCUGACCAAAAACAGAUGAGGUCAUGCUGGAGCUUUUUAAAUGUUAUGAUCUCUGUUUCACAUCAUAGAUUAUAGCUCAUGAUUGCAUGUUAACAAGACAGCAUCACCCUGAGUUGAGACUCUCAGGAGACAUUUACUCUUAAACUGUAAUCUGAUCAUGGCUACUUGAGGAGUUCUCAGUGGUGAGUAUUUGGAUUUAGACUCUCCACAAACACACAGACCCAUGUCAAGAAUGCUGACAUGUUCACAGAGAGCAGGGACUGGAAAAAUGACUGAAGUAAUCAUAGAUAAAAUCAUACAUGAAGUUUAAAUGAUAAAUAAAUGUAUUGACAACAGGCAAUUUAUGUGAUUUAAAUAGAUUAUUUGGCAGGCUCAACAAGCGUGCCAGAGGAAAACAGGUGUGGUCAAAACCGUUUAAAAUGGUUGUGUCACACAAGGAAGUCACAGAAACCAGAGAUUAUUUAGAAACACCUACUAAUUACUGUGAUGAGCUUUAAGCUGCAGCUUUAGAGGAAUGUCUGCCCUUAAGGCAGAAAUAUUUCUGAAUACUCAUGUCAAUAAAGCAGGAACUAAAAUGCAGUCAGGUCCCCAAAUUUUGUCCAAGCAGGCUUUUGUGGGUUUCUUCAAACCCACAUUUGUUUGAGUUACACUAAUCUGAAAAAGCUCUAAUAAGCUCCAGUUUCUAAACUAAGAUAUGAGACGACACCUGAACAUACAUCAAGCAGCCACAACAUUAAACCUUCUGACAGGUGAAGUGAAUCACAUGUUGUGAAAAAACAGUGCUUUGCUGAGAAGCUUUGAGUCCUGGCAUCCCAUCAAAAGAUUGUCGCAGACUAAAUGCGUACACCCUUUUAUGUUACCAACACUCCCUGACAGCAGUGGUCUCAUCCCAGCAUGAUGAAACAUGACGCAAAACCUUCCCGGGAACACGAUCUCCACCUAGAGGCCAAAACUUCUAAACUCCACUAAAAUCUCUUCGACCAUCAGCAGGAUGAGCCAGAGCAGGCAGACCAAUCAAUGCAGCCCACAUUAUUAAAGGACAGUCGUUAGGGUCGGGCAUGGACCUCAAGUCAUGGGCAGUUUUUGCUUUGUGGGGGAGACCACUGCUGGGGGGGGGUGUACCAUGCAGAUGUGCAUGAGCUUGGUGUGCAGAAAUUGUGAUAAAUAUCAGGCCCCUAGGGCAGAAUCUUUAAUUGCAUCAAAAUUAUAAAUGUUAUUCAUUUAAACUGCCAGGACUUCUGUUCUCACAGCCUGGGGUGACCACAUUAUGACUGUCCCCACUUUGUGACAUCAUACAGAGCCAAUAGUGGAAACAUUUUUGUAAGCAGUGUGGAGCAGUGUGAGUUUUGGGCUCAGCCAUGUUUAACAUGACUGUCCACCGUCUGAUUUAUGACAGAAGGUGGACAGACCAGUCCACCUAAAUGUUGUGGCUCAUUGGUGUGUGUUACUUUCUGUGUUUAGUAGCUCCAAAAACCAGAAUUGACUCUUUGUUACAGACAUACAACAGUUUUGUUUACAGCCUUGUAAACGUCACCUCCAGCAUGGCGUCAGUUGUGAUGUAACAUCUAUGAACCUAACCUUACAAUGUUCAAAGACUGAGAGAGACUCCACACCUUCCCAGAGCUCAUAUGUGCACACAGGUUGCUUCUGAACAGAAGCAACAGACAUGGGCGUACAGACCAGCAGCAGAGGGAGCGAUGGACUCUACAGUGCCUGAAAGUCUGGGCCUCGUGUUUACAGGAAAAAUGAAAUUCCCCUGUCACCAUGAAGCUAUUACUCUACCUUUUUUGUUUGUUUUUUAAGUACAGCUUGAGCCUCUGUUCUCUAACAACACUAUGCAACGUCCAGCUCUGACUCUUCUGCCUUCAAAAGACACUAAAUCGUUAAAUCCAGCAGAGCAGAAGCGGGGAUGAAGAGCCGGAUCGAGCUGUCGGGCGUCUCUGCACAUGUUUUCCUUUUAAACUUGUCUCAUGUGGCUGCUUCUAAUAUUUAUGUCAAACAGGAAAUCAAACGUGCCAAAGAUGACGGACUGUACGCUGAUGUUAACACACAUUCCUCAUACUGUGGAUUCUGCAUGACUUAAGCCUCAAGUGACCUACGUUUAUACCAGCUGUACUGAUAUGGCUCUAUGUUGCUGGUUUCUAAUUUCCUAAUAAUAAUUUUCUGGAAAGCACUACUGUAACUUGGUUAUUGGGGGAUUUAAAUAAUAAUAAAUAUUAAUUUAUUACUUGUGUGUAAUUGGGAAUAUUUUUCUAGAUGUAAUAAAUUAUUUUCAUUGGUUGACUUUUAGAAAGACUCCAGUUAUUGAGAUCAAUUCAUACAACGUGUCACUAUUUCCAGGAAACUAUUAGGAAAUUAUUGACUUGUACAAAGCUCUUUUAUUUUGCAGAAGCAUGCAUGAAGAGUUUAUUACAUUGCUGCAUUUCCUUUUGUGUCAGAAAGCGAAAAUUUCCCACAAUGGCUAACUUUGCAUUAACAGGUAAUACUGGUUUGUUACUGGUAUAAUGGAUGUUUUAUGUCCACCAGGGGGCAGUAGAACAACAUGUUACCACUUUAGUAAGUUGUUGUGAUGACUGUGUCUGCAAACUGUUGCCAGUUUAGACAAGCAGCAGGAAUAAAGACACGUGACUGUCCAUUACUGAGUUCACCUGCUGAAUAUCCAUCAAAUCUAAUUCGGAAAGUGAUGAUGCCAAAGUCUGUCACUAUUCCAGAUGAUGAUUUCCAAUGUUUGGUUGACUGAACGAUUGAACAGUGGUACUUGGAUAGAUCUCCCCUUGGUGAACUUGUGUGUGUAGCAUUGCUACCAUGAGACACUGCAGUCACAUGUUUUUGCUACCAUGAAGUCAAUCAAAGCUCUCUUAUCUUAGAUCCGGACGUCUGCCUGUGGGCUGUGAUACCUGUGAUACUAUUUGCAUUCUGCCUUUUGAUCAUUUUAACUUAUCCGGUGUUAACAGUCCCUGGGGGAUCUAAAAGAGCAGGUUCUGUCACAUUUUCACAAUCCUGAAUCAACUAUUCACCCCAAAAGUCAAACUUUCACUCUUUCAGCUGCAUAUUUGGUCUCCACCUACUCUAAGAAUAGCGUCUUACAGUUCAGCUGCUACAUGUAACACUAUACUGAUUGGCUAGUUGGAUAGUCUGUGUAGAGUUGAGGAGAAUAAAACAAAAGCCUUCAAUGCUUGUGGCGUUCCUUUGAAAUUGGAUUAAGAGUUGGUCCUAUUUUGAACAGAACUGCACUUUGGUGUAAAGUGCAGCAAAGUCAGACCACAAGACGUUCAUGAUUUUAUAUUGACUUUGUGGAUUUUGACUGGUUUAUGUCAAAAUUGGGGUAAAUAUCACCGUGACCAUGUCAGUGUCAAAGUAGACAAUUUCAGUUUUAACCUUUCAUUGCUCAACUCAACCCUAAACUUAACUUCUGGUAAUUAAAAGAGGACUUUUGUGGAUGCAAACAUGGCUUCACCUUGUGGAAAAUGUGUCUUUAAGUGCAUUAUCAAGAAGAUAUUACACCAGCUUUGUCUUUGCACUUUGUUUCUGCUCCCCUCAAGUUGCCAAAAGAUAUUAUUGCAGGUUUGGAAUAUUUACAGUUAAAUACCUUCUGAUUAACCAGAUUCUGGUGCAUGAAGCCUCAUGCAUCAGAAUCUUCUGAUCUUCUAACACAUCUGGAACGCAGCAUCACUAUUUGUCUUCCUCGUUGGUCUGUUCAUCUGCAUGAUGCUGUUUUGUGCUGUAAAUUUGAAACAUGUAAGGAUCUUUACUGACUGCAGCUGACAGCAUGACAGCAGCUCGUUGCCAUUAAACCGUCACGGACAAACGUGUGAACUUUAUAAGCUGAACAGUUUUCUUUAAAGCCAUUGUUGAAGCUAAUCGGUGUGUCUGUCUGUAAGAUGGACCUGAUACUUUAAUGUUGAUGGAAAUUGGACCUUAAGUGUGCUCUUUCUGUUUAGUCUUCCUCUCUACCUCCCUGUGUUUCUACCUCCUGGUCUAGCGCUUUCUCAGCUCCUCAUAUUUUCAGCUUUUGUGAUAUCAGAUGUUUUAAAUCUAAAUCAGAAGCUUAAAAGAUAAAAGGCUGAGUUCAUAUAAAUCAACUUAAACACAGAAAUAUGGCUGAAAUCUGACUGUUUGCUCGUGUUCUUUGAAUCUCGGCUCAGAGGCUGAGAAACGCUGAUCUGUCCCGUUUUUCUCUCGUCUGCCUUUUCUUGCUGUAUCUUUAUAAAUAUGCACUAUUUGCACAGUCUGUUUCUUUGUGGGAGCCCCUUAAAUGAUCUGCAGUACCACAUCAUGUGUUGCUUUUUGAAAUGAUGGAUUAAAUAAAUGAGGUGUUAACAAGUCAUUGAAAAGCA
This is a messenger RNA of Oreochromis aureus, 7793 nucleotides long. RefSeq names its product phospholipase D1b (gene pld1b). Gene Ontology annotation, biological process: intracellular signal transduction; regulation of microvillus assembly; phosphatidic acid biosynthetic process. The coding region runs from base 270 to 3374 and encodes 1034 amino acids. The record is from RefSeq and is a predicted model, not a curated record. The transcript is spliced from 26 exons. NCBI's taxonomy places the organism in Eukaryota, Metazoa, Chordata, Actinopteri, Cichliformes, Cichlidae. Gene Ontology annotation, molecular function: D-type glycerophospholipase activity; phosphatidylinositol binding.